Molecule: messenger RNA, 1263 nt
Organism: Penicillium antarcticum
Lineage: Eukaryota; Fungi; Ascomycota; Eurotiomycetes; Eurotiales; Aspergillaceae
Product: peroxisomal membrane protein PEX14
Exons: 1
Coding region: 1-1263 (420 amino acids)
Biological process (GO): protein import into peroxisome matrix, docking
Cellular component (GO): peroxisomal importomer complex; peroxisomal membrane
Molecular function (GO): signaling receptor binding
Source: RefSeq, a predicted model, not a curated record
AUGUCUGAUAACACACGCAAGUCGUCUAUUCCUUCAUGGCAGAGAGCUAGUAGCACAGCAGAUGAAUCCCCGUCAUCAUCGCCGAGCUCCGACGAUGCGCCCGCACCCUCAACUACAUCUCGAGAUGACCUGCUAGCACAAGCAUCCAAAUUUCUGGACGAUGAGUCAAUCAAAGAUGCACCAACAGACCGCAAAGUUACCUUCCUUGAGUCCAAAGGACUGAGCUCCGAGGACAUCCAGCAGGUCCUCGGCGUCUCCCGAAACGCGGAGGCAAGUAGCUCUACCGCGACCGAUGAUAAGGCGCAGGAAGAGACACAACAUGCCCUACACUCUCGGCCAGAACACACAUCCUCUACUCCUGCCGCAUCUACACCAACCUCUACCGAUACCAAUGCCAUGCCGCCACAGCGCCCAGUUGCGGCGCCCACCACCGCCUCCCGCGAUGUGCCUCCCAUAAUCACCUAUCCGGAAUUCCUCUUCGAGUCGAACAAGCCACCACCUUUAGUCACAAUGCGCAACCUUGUUUACACGCUCUAUGGAGCAGCCGGUCUGGGAGCAAGCAUCUACGGCGCAAGCGAGUACCUAGUGAAACCAAUGCUCGCCAACCUAACAAGCGCACGGCACGAGCUAGCAACGACAGCAGAAGGUAAUCUGCAGAAGCUAAAUGAAAAGCUCGAGAAGACAGUCUCCGUGAUCCCGCCCCAGCUCACAGCACGUAAGCCCAAGCCCUACGGUGACGAAGAAGAAGAGGCAAACGACACCGACUCCAUCACUUCCGACCCAACUGAACUCUUCCACCGGGACGUCGCAACACAGACAAGCCCAGAGCCAACACCAGCACCUACCACUACGGACCCGAUCAACUCGGCAGACUCGGCUAUCGCAACGCCGACGGCUGCUGUUGACAAUCACGUCAGCCGAAUCGAGUCCAUUACCUCACAGCUGCGAGGAAUCAUUGAUUCGGAGAAGAAUGCGAGCACUCUCGAUGACAAUAUGCGUACUGGUCUUUCGGAUCUCCAUCACUACUGCGAUGGUUUGAUCUAUAGUGCUCCCGCGUACUCAACAGGUUCGACGUACGGUGUGUGGAAUGCUACCCAUGCAUCUGGGUCGGAUAACCAUGCCGGUCUGCGGAAAGCUGAGGAGGAUGCUAUUGCUGGCUUCAGGGCAGAUAUUCGGGGUGUUAAAGGUGCGCUGUUGAGUGCCCGCAAUUUCCCUGCUAGUCGGGGAGGGAGACUUGGGGGUAUUCAGGCUGGUGGAAGGUGA